AUUUCGUUACUGUUCGAUGAAGGUUUGUAUCUGGUCGUUUCGUUUGAUAAAUACUUCCUCUAAGGAGUCUAAGAGCUGAUUUCCACCAUGGCAAUGCAAGAUGUCAUUAAUAAGAUGAAGGGAACUGCGCUUGGUGUAGCAGAAUAUCUCACUCCAGUUUUAAAGGUACGAUCGCGUUCUUUGUGUGCAUGAGCGUGCAUCUGCCCCGUAAGUGGAUAUGACCUUGAGGUUUAACACGUUUCCGAUCUAUCAACACAGGAGUCAAAGUUUCAAGAAACUGGAGUCAUUACUCCUGAGGAAGUAAGUAUAUAGUAUUUUCAUUUCAGUACAGUUUGAUCUAGAUUGGAAUCGCUCACGAAAUGGGAGGGCUGGCACGGGAAACGGGAAUGGUAUCACUUUCGAAUCUUUCGAUUUCUAUUGCUUACAGCAGUGCUUUAAGCUUAAAUACUACACCAAAAUAAACAUGUUAUCAUUCAUGUCAAUUGUCAGCUAGAAGCCACUCUUAAUUUAGCCACCUUUUCAUGCAUAAUCACAGUUAUAAGUUUUCUGGUAAAUUUUAGUUUAGAAAAACCGUAGCCCCUGACAAACUAGAAAUAGAUUUAAUACUCAACUGUCUGGAAUCCCCGGGGGGGGGGGGAGGGGGUACUCCUGGGAAUUCUUGGUGGGGGGGUGCCACCCGCUUCUUCAAAUCUUGACCCGUUUUCAUACCGUUUAAAAUUAAUUUAAAACGUUUAAUUAUCCACACCUGUUUUCAGACUAGACCUCUAAAAUCCAUACCUGUUUUCAGACCUGACCUUGAGGCAGAAAUUAUGUUGUCAUCACUUAGAUUAGGGCAAAAACAUAAAAACUAUUCGAAUUCAUUUUGAACUUGCAUAUUUCUCUUUNGCCCCCCCCCCCCCCCCCCGGCCUGGAAUUUACUCUGACUAUUUUGCUGUUUUUACUCCUUUGCAGUUUGUGGCGGCAGGAGACCAUUUAGUCCAUCACUGUCCAACAUGGAAAUGGUGUGUACUUAUUCUCUAGGUGCUAUUACUUAAGGCAGAAAUAGUACUUUAAUUAAAGCAUUUUUAAAUUGUGGAUUAUGUGUAGCGUAAGGAACAUGUUAUUGUGGGCACUGCGAUAUGCAAAUGUGUCCCUCAGAUGUAGAUAUCUUUCAUAAAUCAGUCAGCUCCGCACGAAAGCACCCGAUGUCAAAACGACAACUGUCAUAGAUCGUUCCUGUUCCACAAUGUGCUGAUUUUGUGCAUUUCGAGGAGUCACAUAUUCAUAUGCACUUUGAAUGUUUCAACUUAGCACUAUGGCAAACGUUGAGACAGAAGUUUAUGAAUUUUUGAAGCUUUUUGACUCAUCCAGGAGAUAAACAUGACGAAGAGAUCAGCAGUUUAUUACUCUUCAACUCCCAAGCUGGUCCAAGCUCACGAUUCUGCCAUGAGUCUCAUGAUUUUUAAAGUUUUCUUACAACAAGAGUCCCAGUCACAUGUUUUUUAGGUGAAAUGUCAUUCUGAAAUGAAAAGUUUCUUGGUUCAAUAAAAACGGAAAUGUUUACUGUUGCUGAAUCGUACAGUGUAAUAAUUGGUUCUCCUCUUGUAAACGCUGAGAAUCACAAGCUGCAAGAGACUUUGCAACAGUUUUACGAAACACUUGUCUGCCAUAUGUUCUUCAAAUGUGACGAAAUGAGUUAAAGUACGUCUUUAAUCAUGCUUGUUUUCCCUGAAUAUAUCUUUCAAUUCUCCGUAAAUAAAGCUCUGCCAGCUUCAAACAGCAUAGAGCGGUAGAAUUUCAUGAGCAAAAGUGUUAAAGCUGAUCAAUUUAACGGAAAUCUUCAAUAUUAGUUGUUGAGGUGCAAUAGAUUAAAAGCAUUGACCUUACACGUCGGAGGUCCGGGUUUCGACUCUCGCUGUCGUAAAUUUUUUUCUUUUUUUGGCCCUUUUGUUUUGUUUUUGUUUUUUCGUAAAACAUAUUUUCAUUUUUUGACAGACUUAAAAUAUACUGGUAGACUAAUUGCAGGUUCUUUAUCUUGUUUCAUAUCUAAAAUACAGUAAUUUAAUAAGAAUCUGCAAGUUAGCCUUAGGCACCCUUUGAUUUGAUUCUAUGACUUGUUUGAUUCAUACUGUUGGGAUCAACAAACGUCCUGUGUUAUGUUUUGUUUCAAGGGACUCAGGGCCUGAUGAGACGAAAAUAAAGGGUUAUCUUCCUAAAGACAAGCAGUUCUUGUAUACAAAAAAUGGUGAGCACCUUUAACACUACAGGGCUUCUGAUAGGUCGCGGAAAAAAAAGUCCAAUUUUGCGGAAUUUAUAGGACAAAAUUGCCCAAAAAUCGGCUGAUUUUGCGGGAAUUUUCAGUGCAAACUUGGCUGGAAAGCAAUCGGUAAAAAAACAACGGAUUUAGUGGUUAUUUUCAGGGCAAAUUUCGCUAGAAAUCGAUUGGUUUUGUGCUGAUCAGACAAGCAUUUUUAAUGUUUUUCUAACAGAGGUCGUCAUUUUCUCUUUCAACAACAACACGCUCCAGAAAUGAACCAAUGGCAAAGCCUUUAACAUCAUGGCUAGUGCCCAGUUUUUUGCAACAUAAUGUACACCUGGUAGUUUUGGGACAUUGUUUGCACAUUUCAGUGACGAAGUUUUGGGAUAAAUUUGCAAGUUUAUGGCGAGUAAAUAGCCCCAGACUAGCUGAUACAAGUUUCAAAAAUGCUGUACAGACAUGUAUUUGAUAAGAUUUCUACUGAAUUUCGCAGUAUUUUGUGUAUUUUUGUGAAUUUUGCGGGAUUUCGCGGAUUUACCUGAAUUUCGCGGCUCUGUGACUGCGCAAAAUAUCAGAAGCCCUGACACUAUGAAUUCUUCAUCAGUAAUCUAUCUUCAGUUGAUUGUUCUGUGGGAAAAAUGGACGGAAGCAUUACUGGUUGAAGGAGCAAAGUCCUGGUUGCUGUGAUAUAGAGCAUACAGUCAACUCUCUCCAAGUCGCACACCUCUGGGACCGGCACUAAGUGUCUGUCUUAGAGAGAUGUCCGUCUUAUAAAGAGUCAAAUAAAGGGAAUAAACAAAGGCAGGGACCAACUUUAGGUGUCCGUUUUACAGAGGUGUCCGUCUAAUAGAGGUGUCCGUUAAGAGAGAGUCGACUGUAUUUCUUUAGUUAAUAGUUCGAGAUUCAAAUUUGGUAUGUGGCCUUUUCCUACUUUUGUUUAAGCCUGCAUGUAUCACAGGCUUCAUGAAAUUAUCUUACAAGCUGAGGACAAACACUGCAGACAACUGAAGGAUCUUUUAGCAAGCCAAUCAAUGUUUUUUUUGGUCAACCCAUAAGUGAUUAGCUAAAAUGCAAAUUGCAUUGGUUACCUAAUUGGAAAUGGUCGCUUAUGAGAAUCGAUAGACAUGGGGUCCCUUGGGGUCCCUUCUGAGAAGAGGUCUUGACCCAUCUUCUUUUUGGAAGAGAAUUUAUUGCAUGCAAUUUCUAAGUUACAUUAUGGAUCCAUGUUGACAGUAAAAGUUCUUUGUAUCGGUGUGUGUAGUAUGUACAGAAAACAAAGAGAUCAGCCCAUGAAGAGCGAUGAAAGUGGUAAAUUAUAAAACUCACCCCAAAAAGUAGCUGCAGUUGCUUCAGGGAGGACAGAUGGUCAUUUAAAAGAGGUUAUUAUUAUAGGGCUAGGAAAAUAUUGGCAUUUACGAUUGGUGGUUGCUCAUAGGGGGUAGUCAUUGAGUUGUUGUUGCACAUGGAGGUUCGGCUGUGCCUGUAAUUGGCCAUUAGAAGGUACUCAGCACCUCAUCUAAGCUUCUUUUGACCUCAUUCACAGUUCCCUGCUACAAGCGAUGUAAAGAAAUGGAGCAUCAAGAGGAAAAUGAAGCUAUUGUUGAACCUGAUGAAGAUGGUGGGUGGGUGGACACCCACCAUCAUGUGGAUCCAAGUGGUGAUCAGGCUACUGCUGGUGCUCAGGAGUCCUUCUCGGAAAUGACUUUAGAUUCUGACAAGGUAAGGAUAGACGAUCAUGUCAAUUAGGCUAUUGUUGAACCUGAUGAAGAUGGUGGGUGGGUCGACACCCGCCAUCAUGUAGAUCCAAGUGGUGAUCAGGCUACUACAGGUGUGCAGGAGUCAUUGUCAAAAAUGACUUUAAAUUCUGACAAGGUAAGGAUAGACAGUCAUGUAAAUGAGGCUAUUGUUGAACCUGAUGAAGAUGGUGGAUGGGUGGACACCCACCAUCAUGUGGAUCCAAGUGGUGAUCAGGCUACUGUGGGUACACUGGAGUCAUUCUCAGAAAUGAUUUUAGAUUCUGACAAGGUAAGGAUCGACAGUCAUGUAAAUGAGCCUAUUGUUGAACCUGAUAAGGUGGUGGGUGGGUGAACGCACACCAUCUUGUGGACUUAAGUGGUGAUCAGGCUUCUGCAGGUGCUCAGGAGUCAUUUUCAAGAAAUGACACUAGAUUCUGACAAGGUAAGGGAAGAGUUAUUUUCUGAGGAAGCCCUCCAUUUGGGGAAGUUGUGGGAAAUUGCAGGAAACCUCAAAGUGUGAAAACUGUCACCAGAAACAAGAAAUGUGUCAGUUGCUUUUCAGUUACGCUCAAUGUGCCAGUUAUACAUUUAAUUUAGCGUUCCAAAAGGAGCAAAAAAAUACAAUUGCGUACGAAAACAAGACUGCUAAAAGAAGAUUGGAGAGCUUGCUCGUAAGUUAGGGAAGAGGCUCAUGCACUGUUCAGGUAAUUUAGACUUGCAGAUGGUUUCACUCACAAAAUGGUGUAACAACAGGUGGAAAAUAACCAUUCCAGAGCAUAAUAGCUGACCACUGGGAAAGCUGGGAAAAACCCAUAAAAAUAAUUUUGCAGUUCAUUUGCCAUGGGUAGAUGCCUUAUUUUACAGUGUAUCAUCAAUGCAGUCACUUCGUUUGCCCCUCAGUCACUAAAAGGGAAAAAGAUGCUGAGUCACGCAAGUCGGAAGCUCUUCUCUUUAAAAUCCUUGUUCACAGAUAGUCACUUACUUGACUGUAGAACACUGACAUUGCUCAAUCAGAAGUAGCUUUUUAUUACCAUGUUUGAAUCUAUGUUCACAGGCAGCAAAGGACAUGACGCCAGCAGAUGAUGAUGACGAUGAGGAAGAUGAUGAAGAAGAAGCAGUUGAUAUGGAAGGUAAAAAAAAAAUACUUCUAGGUAUAAAGAACAACUUUAUAUUGAUGUAGAGAAUAUUAAUUAUAAUGGCUUUAAAGUGGGCAUUUGUUUGCAUUUGCAUUUGUUGUCUCCCUGGCCAAUCGUUCGCACACAUAGUUAAAAAAAGAAAAUUAAAUUCAUGAGAUAGACACAGUAUAGCUGUAGUACAAAUUACAGAAACACUCGAAUAGCCAGAAAUAAAUGUAACUAACUUCACUCAUUCUUUUUAAAUUUUCAGCUUUUGCAGAAAGUGGGAUGCUAGAAAGUGAUGAGGUACUUUAAUUCCUUUAGCAUUGUUUGUUUGAAAACAGUUUUCAAGUCAGGUAUUAAAAAUCAUUCAUUUUAUUUUCUUGUUUAGGCCACUUUAUCAAUUAAACCAGCAUCCAAAACUGAGACAGGAGAUGGUGCUGUGGAUGCAAGUGCUUCUGGUGGGAUUCUUCAAACAAGAACCUAUGACAUGUACAUUACUUAUGACAAAUAUUAUCAGACUCCAAGGUUAUGGCUGUUUGGCUAUAAUGAGGUAAUAAUGUUUUUAAGUGACUCCAGGAGUACCCUUAACAGGAUCUGUGCUGCAGCUUGAACGACAUUUCUACGCUGCCAUGUCAACAAUGUUCUUUGACCUAAAAAAGUACCCCAGGCAAGUGACAUCUUUGGAAUGACCUCAGACUUAGAGUCGUCCUGCACUUUCCAUUUGUCAGGACUGCCUGGCCAGACCUUUUUCUUUGUAAUGAGAAUGUCACUUAUAAUCGGAACUGUUUUGUGUUCAGCCAGAUCAGUAUUAAUGAAGGAUGUGUCUGAGGAUCGUUAGGAAAAACUAUGAAGCCCUGAAAGAAUAAAAUAAGAGAAUGACACACAAGUUGAAAUAUUUAAUACAACAAACCUGGGUGGCCAUGAAGCCUGAAUUUAGCAAUUCCUUUUUAAAAGCAGUGCAAGUGUUGAGGAAAAAUGUGCCUUUAUUAUUUUAUGUUUGUUUUUAGAACCGCCAACCAUUAACUGUAGAGGAAAUGUAUGAAGACAUGAGUCAGGUAAACCACUUAAUACAAUGUAGUUUUCAGGGGUUUCAGUAAGCACGUGUUUCUUACAUUGCUCCUUUGUUCCCUAAAGAAGAAGCAACUAGUUUUAAGAUCUUUUAAUAACAUCGUAAAUAAAUAAUAUAUCAUUAAUUAAAAUGUGAUGGAAGUGUCAUUAUAUGUUUUCACGGGCCUAUUAUGUGAACGCUGUAGUUCAGUCAAUUUUUCACAUAAUAUACUCAUGCAUAUUUCAUUAUAGGUUUGUGCAGAAUUUGUUCAUGUGCAAAUGUACGUUAUGUGAUUAUUUUCAUUUGUUCAUUACCUGAAGGAGUUGAUUCAGUGGCUAAUAAAUUGAAACUUGAAUCAAACCAGUCAGUUGUGUUUUGUUAAUUAUUAUCUGAAAGACUCUUGGAAACCUCAAUUUUUUCAGCAGUUUCCCGGGCCUGGUGUAUGUCUAGGUUGUGCACGUGAGAGGCCCUGCCAGGGUAAAUUCCGACAAGCUACGUGGCCCAAAAAGUAGCAACAGUACUUAAAAUGAAAUCGCGACAAGAGACAACCUCCCUCGGCCAAAUUGAGACAGUGACGGCAAAGCUGACAAUAAGUGACAAGCAUUUAUAACCACCAACACGAGAUGUUUUAAAAUUCAGAUGGGCGACAUGGACCCCCCACCCCCCCCCCUGGCAGGGCCUCACUUGAACAAUUUUGGGUAAUACAUAGACCUGCACAAAAGGCAGGUCACACGUCACAGGUCACAAGUGCUGGCUAGGGUACUCUAAUAUGGUAAAUAAACAACACUCCCAGCCCUAAUCAAAAUCCUAAAUAGAGUUUUAGCUUAUCCGUGGGGAUAGUGACCUAGUGCACAAGUGAACUGUGACCUUUGUUUUGUACCUUCCAUUAUAAUUACCUUGGACUCAACCAGUUGUAACUCAAAAGGCUUUGCUAACUUCCACUGGGUUAACUGGGUAAUUCUAUAUUGGUAACAAUAAUGGAACAAUAAUGGGUAACUAAUUUAUACCCAUGUUGUUUGCAAUAACUUGGUUUUAGGAUCAUGCUAAGAAGACUGUUACAGUGGAAGCACACCCACAUUUGCCAAUGACAAUGGCAUCUGUUCAUCCUUGCAGGUAAGCCACCCUUUCACUUCCAAAGGUAGCGAAAGUCAAACUGGACUAAACGUUAUGGAAUGGUCACACCACAGACUCAAAAGUUAGAACUCCAUACUAAAUAAAUAGUACCAUGUGAAAGUACUGCUGAAGAGGUUUCAUUUGAAUGGUAACACCAUAGAAUUUCAUCCACAGACUCAAAAGUGAGAACUACAUACUAAAUAAAUAGUACCAUGUGUACUGCUAAAGGGGUUUCGUUUGGAUUGUCGCACCAUAGAAUUUCAUCCAUAGACUCAAAACUUCAAGGCAACCCAAAAAACUCCAUCAUUCAUCCGGGAAGAGAAAGGCUUAAACAUGAUUUAAUUAUACUGUAUAUUGUGGUUCAGUUUUAUUCUUGGUUCAAAUUUUAUUUUUCCAUGAUAAUGAGUCUGAGCUACAUGUAUGGGUGACUCACGUGGCGAGCAGGUCGUAGGUUUUGGGGUAGCCACAGAACUUCGCAUCUCGCGAGUACGUAGGACUAGAGAAAAGCAACACACUGACUUACUUGCACCACGCAAGCACCUUAACUGGGAGAAAGUCUGAACCAAUAAUUAAAAUGAACGAUAACAAUCUAUUGUUUGCAUGUUGGGUGGCCUGUGCGCGGACGUUUUAUUCACCUCUAUUGCUGGUGACUCACUAGAAUUUUAUCAUCAACACAAUUGCCUUUAGCUUGGAAUGAAAUGAAGGCAAAUGUGAUGAGUACAUUCAACGUAGAGUGAAACUGAGAUCAAAUGGUACAACAUUUUGUCAAAUACGAAGAAACGCGAAUUAAUGGUUUCGUAAGACGUACACGCGAUGCCUAUAAAAGGGGUACCGUUCGUUUCGAUACAAGUUUAUGCAGUUGAGGUGUAAAUAAUUUCACGUACUUGGGGUAAAGAACGAAUAAUAUUCACCCCAAAUGUUUUCGUCCACGCGCAAACUAUACUUGAAGUGGUAAAAGUGUUUGUGCAAUUUCAUUGCUUGAGUUCGUACCGACGUGGAAGCAUUAUGGGUUGUACAAGAAUAGAAUAAAAACCUUUGGACCCAGGCUAGAGGUUGAUAACCCUACAUGUCUACUGAGACUUCUGCCGUUAAACAAUUUUGGUUGAAAAACAAGGCUAUUUUUCCUAUUUCCGGUAUAAUAAGUGUGAACGUUUUGACGUUUUCUUUGAAGCCAUGUGGUUUUGUUGUUGUUGGUUUUUUUGUGGACAGGCACGCAGACGUAAUGAAGAAGAUUAUUCAAACUGUAGCCGAUGGUGGUGGAGAGCUUGGUGUUCAUAUGUAUCCUCUGAGUGAAAACUGUCGUCUGUUGUCUGAUAUUUAGAAUGUGUGAGGUAAAACCGAAGAUUAAACAUUGACGCACACGGGAGGGAGGAGGGUCGAUUAUCACGACCUUAUAAAACUCCCCAGUAGAAGUGUAAUGGAGGUUAUUUUGCCGUUGUCAGUGUUGUUCCGUGAAACUCGAAACGCGCCAAAGGGAAUGUCUUUAAGCUUUUUAUUCUCAUGAAACAGGCAUGAAAGUGCGAAUAAAUUUAAGUCGUCCAUCUGUCGUGCGAGGAUUUUCCCGAACAUUUCUGAGGAUAGUGGAGAAGGCCUUAUAGUUCACAGCACUCCCGGAGACCUGAUUUAUACGAUAACAACGGACACCCCACGCCGCCUAGAUAAAACUGUUUAAUCCACUUAAUUAAGCUUUUAUCACAGUGUUUUCCUUAACUUUUUUUUCCAGGUAUUUACUUAUCUUUCUCAAAUUUGUUCAAGCUGUUAUACCAACGAUAGAGUACGACUAUACAAGGCAUUUUACCAUGUGAGCCUUCACAAUGACCAUAAAGCGGUUUUCAUUUGAGUCUCCGACGCAUACUUUGGAUUUGUACUGCAAAAAAAAACCCCCAAAAAAUGGGACUUUCACAACCAAUAAGAAAGCAGAAGACGUUCGUUGUUAUCGAGCGCUUUUUCCCGGCUGUGGUCACUUUUUAACCUCGUUUCCCAGAUUCCUCUCCUACUUGGUCCCCGGAGCAAGAGAGAGAGGUGGGGCCGAGUAGGAGAGGACCUUGGGGACGAGGUUGGUCACUUUUGAGUGCUGACUAGCUGACUGUGAUUGGUUGAAAGUUUGCAUGAGCAACUUGUUUGGUCUUACGGAACUCAAAUGGAAACCGCGCCAAUAUAAUUUUCAAAUUUUAAGAUUAAAUUUUCUAGGGCGAUGAGAUUGUUACUAAUUGAAAGUGGGUGAAAGUCAAUGUAAGCUCAUGAGAAUUAACGGUCAGAGAGAAACGUAACCCCGACCAAAACCCAAGAAAAUGAAGACAAGAAGAUUUGAGAAAUAUUUUUAUUUCAUGUACUAUAAUUAGCAUUAAACUUAGAUCAAAUAUAAUAAAUUUUCAAGGUUUUCUUUGUCAGCGAUUAAGAAUAUUAAGUAUUCAUACGGUUAACGGAAGAAAGGUUUGCUAGAAUUAUUUCGUGUUACGUAAUCGAUGAACUUUGUCAACUUUGGUAAAUUUUUUUGGAAUAUGUUAAAAUUUUAGAUGUAUUUAAUUCCAGACGCGAAAAACAAUCCUUACAGUUUAAUAAAACAUGUUAAACCGAGGCAGUUUGUUCAGUGUUGUUCGCGGAAGAGUUGUCAAUACCUGUUCCUGUAGU
Porites evermanni is the source of this 9882-nucleotide messenger RNA. The record is from the annotation of a GenBank genome assembly. NCBI's taxonomy places the organism in Eukaryota, Metazoa, Cnidaria, Anthozoa, Scleractinia, Poritidae.